Messenger RNA from Cydia strobilella, 756 nucleotides. Its product is annotated as very long chain fatty acid elongase 2-like. Bases 61 to 756 code for a protein of 231 amino acids. The record is from RefSeq and is a predicted model, not a curated record. Gene Ontology annotation, biological process: sphingolipid biosynthetic process; fatty acid elongation, monounsaturated fatty acid; fatty acid elongation, polyunsaturated fatty acid. NCBI's taxonomy places the organism in Eukaryota, Metazoa, Arthropoda, Insecta, Lepidoptera, Tortricidae. Gene Ontology annotation, cellular component: endoplasmic reticulum membrane. The transcript is spliced from 4 exons. Gene Ontology annotation, molecular function: fatty acid elongase activity.
GCGAGAGGCGUUAUAGUGCGGUCGAUAUCGAGGAUUUCAAAGGAUUUAUAACUUUUAGUGAUGGACAAUAUAACUGACAACACUUCCAAUAUGGCGUGGUAUUCUAAAGGAGUUGUGGACUACGUAGACAACUGGUUCCUGAUGAGCACCCCAUGGCCAGUGAUAGCAAUAUGGCUGACGUACAUCGCGUUCGUACUCAAAUUGGGCCCUUCUUACAUGUCGAAGCGGCCCGCUUACCACCUCAAGAACACUUUACUUUUAUACAAUAUAUCUCAAGUGGUACUCUCUGCCUACAUUUUUAACUAUGGCGUGGAUAUUUUAAGUAACUGGGGAUUGGUGAGCUCGCAGUGUGCCACCGAAGGAAAGGAUUCACAGCAUUAUAUUUUACGCGGAGUCUACAUAUACUUCCUAGCCAAAGUGUCAGAACUUCUCGACACAGUAUUUUUCGUCCUCCGAAAGAAGAUGAACCAAGUGACCUUCCUCCAUGUUUACCAUCACUCUUUAAUGAUGCUCAGUACCUGGUGUGCCAUCAAGUAUAAUCCCACUGAUGCGGUGGUAUUCUUAGGGACUAUUAACUCUCUGGUACACGUAGUCAUGUAUGGAUAUUAUGGAUUGUCAGCGUACCCUAGCCUGGCGAAAUAUUUGUGGUGGAAGAAAUAUAUAACGUCGUUUCAGUUGGUGAGUAUUGUUUUCCUUCCUCCAUGUAUACCAUCACUCUUUAAUGAUGCUCAGUACCUGGUGUGCCAUCAAAUAUAA